Plasmopara halstedii is the source of this 567-nucleotide messenger RNA. RefSeq lists its product as uncharacterized. The transcript has a single exon. The coding region runs from base 1 to 567 and encodes 188 amino acids. The record is from RefSeq and is a predicted model, not a curated record. Lineage: Eukaryota; Oomycota; Peronosporomycetes; Peronosporales; Peronosporaceae.
AUGUCAUUGAUGGCAUGGUCGGCCAAGGGCCAAGGCAUCGAGGGUGAGGUCCCAGUGAUUCACGUAUGGUGGAACGAAAUUCAAGGAGCGGAUGUUGUUAAUAACAUCAAGGCUCUAGUAGAGCAGAAAGUAGGACAAACACUGGAUGACGCCGAGUGUAUGAUCCCACAGGUCUCGCCGAUACGUACAACCUCGGUGAAAAAGCGACAGCGACGCCGUAUGAUAUCCGCAAGACGCAGGGCGUCUACCCUGACCAAUGAUGUGUCAAUUGUAGACGAUACCGCACAGCUAUACACCCUCGUCAGCAGUAUCACGGGGGAGGAAGACGGAAUUGUCACUCUUCAGGCCAUUCCUGCGGUGGUUGCUCUACUUGAGCUGGAUGAGAUGUCUUUCGAAGAGUUUGGUAGUGCCUUGAAGGCAGGCUGUUUAGCCGAGCUGGGCAUCAUACUACCGAACGAAGAGAUUAACUCGUCGUCGCUUCUGGAUGAAGCUGUCUUGGAGGAUACCAAGAGGAUGCUGUACGCACCAAGUGGAUUGUCGAUCCAGAAGGAUCCCUCGAAUUCGUAG